AUGGAUACGCAGAUGGAUAAGCAGGAAGCUCAAGCAACACCUGCUCAGAUAACAAGCAAGCAGAUCCUUCAAGAAGCAUUCACCUCCAAAGACUCGAGAUUCAAUCGACCUCAACAAACGAUCCAAGAUCUAGGAGAAUUACGAUCUUAUCAACAAACGAAACGAAAAGAAUAUGAACAACAAUUAAAUAAGAAUAGAUUGAACUUUGGUCAAUGGCUACGUUAUGCCAGGUGGGAGAUCGAACAUAAUCAUGAUUAUCCCAGAGCACGAUCUAUAAUGGAACGAGCAUUAGACGUCAAUGUCCAACAUAUUCCAUUUUGGAUCCAAUAUAUUCAAAUGGAAUUAGCAGGCAAGAAUAUCAAUCAUGCAAGAAACUUAUUAGAGAGAGCCAUAACUAUUCUUCCUCGUGUUAGUAAGUUAUGGUUCUUGUAUGUUCAGACGGAAGAAACAUUAAAGAAUUAUCAGAUGGUAAGGAGUGUUUUUGAGAAAUGGUUGACUUGGCAUCCAGAAUCAAAUGCUUGGGAUGCAUACAUUGGAUUUGAAACUAGGUAUGAAGAAGAAAAUAAUGUAGUGGAGAUAUUUACUAGAUAUGUACAGGAGUUCCCAGCUGGAGAAACUUGGAAUAAAUGGAUUGAGUACGCAUUGGAAAAUUCACCUGAACAAAUUUCUACCGUACGAGCAGUAUUUGAAGCAGCAGUUGAUGAAUUACUUCCAAGAAUAACGGAAAUGGAUGACCUUGGAUUAUCAGAUAUAAUUGCCAAAUGGGCUGAUUGGGAAGUUUCAUGUGAGGAAAUUGAACGAGCUAGACAGAUUUAUGAUAUAUUACUAGAUAAAGCGGAAUCAAAAGUAGCAAUACCGUCGAGCUUUCGUGAUUCAAUAUACAAACAUUUCAGUACAUUUGAAAAAACAUAUGGGAGCAAAGGCUCUAUUCAAUCUAGUGUUACUUUAAAGCGAAAGGCAAAGUAUGAGUCUGAUUUGAAAGAUGAUCCUCAAGACUAUGACACAUGGUGGGCAUUAAUCACCAUUCUACAGAAUCAUUCUAAGGAAUCGGAUGUUGCGAAAGCCUUUAAGAGUUCUAUUUCUCAUGCACCAAAUGAUAGGACAAAGACAAUUAGGUGGAGGAGGUAUAUCAUGCUAUGGGUAAGAUAUGCCCUAUGGGAAGAGUUAACUAAUAAUGAUAUAGACUCUGCUAGAAUUAUUUGGAGCAAUUGUCUAAAGAAGAUACCUCACAAGUUGUUCAGUUUUGGAAAAGUAUGGAAAGGAUAUGCUGAAUUUGAACUAAGAAAUAGCGGAGACGAGGGUCUUUCAAAGGCUCGUAAAAUACUCGGAAGGUCAAUUGGACAAACUGGGGGCAAUGGACCGAAAUCCAGUAUUUUCAAAUACUAUAUAGCUUUUGAGAAGAGGUUAGGGGAAUGGGAUAGAGUACGUCUGUUAUUUGAGAAAUGGAUAGAACUUGCAUUACUAAGCGGAACAAGAGUGCUCCCUAUAAUUGCGCAAUAUGUUGAAUUUGAACAGUCAUUGGAAGAAUAUGAUCGUUGUGAAGCAAUAUUGCAGUUGGCGUUAAGUUUAUCAAGAGAUGAAACUACUUCAAAAUCAUUUGAACCUGUCGAUGAAUUAUUUGAAACUUGUGUGGAAUUCUAUAGGGAUGAAAUGAAGUAUGAUCAUAUUAGAGACAUGUAUAGAGACUUAUUGGAGCAAUCGCCUAGUUCCUCAGAUUGGAUUUCAUUUGCAUUAUUCGAAUCAACAAUUCCUUCAAAAUCGCAACUUGAGGCAUAUUUAAAUAGCGAAUCAGAAGAAUUUGAACUUACAAUCGACCAAGUACAGAUUGAAAGUACAAGAAAGAUAUUUGAAGAAGCAGAAGAUUAUUUUAAAAAUAAAGACGCUAAACAAGAACGUUUGGAGGUCCUUGACGCAUGGAAAGAAUAUGAAGAAGUUCAUGGCACCUCCGAAUCUAUUGAAAAGGUUAUGAAGAAACUCCCAACGGUAGUGAAGAAAAGACGGAAUAUUGGUGGGAUUGAAGAAGAAUAUAUGGAUUAUGUGUUUCCACAAGAUGAAAUUGCAAAAGCGCCUGCUACUUUUAAUAAAUUCUUGGAAAAUGCGAGGAAAUGGGCCAAAACUCAGGAUUAA
Molecule: messenger RNA, 2127 nt
Organism: Hemisphaericaspora subhashii
Lineage: Eukaryota; Fungi; Ascomycota; Pichiomycetes; Serinales; Debaryomycetaceae
Exons: 1
Coding region: 1-2127 (708 amino acids)
Biological process (GO): spliceosomal complex assembly; mRNA splicing, via spliceosome
Cellular component (GO): Prp19 complex; precatalytic spliceosome; U2-type catalytic step 2 spliceosome
Molecular function (GO): protein binding
Source: RefSeq, a predicted model, not a curated record